Messenger RNA from Camelina sativa (false flax), 1782 nucleotides. The record is from RefSeq and is a predicted model, not a curated record. NCBI's taxonomy places the organism in Eukaryota, Viridiplantae, Streptophyta, Magnoliopsida, Brassicales, Brassicaceae.
AUGGAACUGCCGGAGGCGAAUAAACCCAAUUUUAGACGAGCUAUUAGAUACAUGUUGAAAAAGCAUCCAACCGAUAUUCUUGUGUUGUUUGAAACUCAAGCUGCUGGGGAUAGAGCAAGUAGGAUUUGUCACAGACUAGGGUUUGAGCACUCGUUUAGAGUAGAUGCUGAGGGUCAGAGUGGUGGUAUUUGGCUCUUAUGGAGGUCGAGUGUUGGUGAUCUGGCUAUAGUGGAAGCAGCAGAGCAGUUCAUACAGGCAAGAAUAACCUCAGGUGCAGAAGUGUUGAAUGUUAUUCUGGUGUAUGUGGCUCCAAUAGUGGCUAGACGGAGUGGAUUAUGGGAGAAGUUGAGUGGUAUUAUUGAAGGUUUGGACGAACCUGUGCUUAUUGGAGGGGACUUCAAUACCAUAGUUCGACUGGAUGAGCAAUCAGGUGGGAAUGGUAGACUCUCAUCAGACUCACUGGCUUUUGGAGACUGGAUCAACAAUCUUUCCUUGAUUGAUCUGGGAUUUAGUGGGAAUCAGUUUACAUGGAAGAGAAGGAGAACUGAAGGUAAUUUUGUGGCGAAGAGACUAGACCGAGUUCUGUGUUGUCCUCAGCUGAGGUUGAGAUGGCAGGAUGCUUGCGUGACUCAUCUACCUUUCUUAGCAUCAGAUCAUACGCCUUUGUAUGUGCGACUGGGUCCUGAGGUACAUCGUGAACCUCGACGUAGGCCAUUCCGGUUUGAAGCAGCUUGGUUGAAGCAUCAUAGCUUUAAGGAGUUGUUAGCUGCUUCGUGGGAUGGACAGCUUAAAACCCCGGAGGCGUUGGCUUUACUACAGCAUAAACUCAAACGUUGGAACAAGGAUAUAUUUGGUGACAUUCAACAAAAGAAGGAAGCUCUGUUACGAGAGAUUAAAGAGAUACAAAAUGAGUUGGAGCUUUACCAAACUGAUGCCCUGUUACAGAAAGAAGCGGACUUAUUAAGUUCCUUUGAUGUAGUGUUGGAACAAGAAGAGGUGUUAUGGUUUCAAAAUUUUAGGGAGAGAUGGAUUACUCUUGGUGAUAGAAACACGAAGUAUUUUCAUACAUCAACGGUAAUCAGACGGCGUCAUAACCGGAUAGAUAUGUUGCGGAAUGAGGAAGGUGUUUGGAUCUCGAAUACGGACGAGCUGGAGAAUCUUGCUAUAGAGUAUUAUACCAGACUUGGUGGAGUCAGUCCAGAGCAUGGGACGUUUCAAAGCUCCAGGUCCGACGGUUACCAGCCAGUGUUUUACCAAGAUUGUUGGGACGUAGUGGGUGACUCGGUGAUAAGGUUUGCCUUGGAGUUUUUUGAAUCAGGGGUUUUACCACCUAACACGAAUGAUGCCCUCGUUCUUCUGAUAGCAAAGCGUGUCAUUGGGAAGCUCAUUGGACCAGCACAGUCGAAUUUCAUCCCAGGAAGGUUAAGUACAGACAACAUUGUAGUUGUUCAGGAGGCAGUCCACUCUAUGCACCGGAAAAAGGGGAAGAAGGGAUGGAUGCUCUUAAAACUUGAUUUAGAGAAAGCAUAUGAUCGGAUCCGGUGGAAUUUCUUGGAGGAUACUUUGAGAGUAGCUGGGUUGGAGGAUCGAUGGGUGCAGAUGAUUUUACAGUGUGUUAAGGGUCCUUCAAUGUCCAUUCUUUGGAACGGGGAGAGGUCUACAUCGUUUACGCCAGCUAGGGGGCUUCGACAAGGUGAUACAUUAUCACCAUAUUUGUUUGUUCUCUGUAUGGAACGCCUAUGUCAGAUGAUUGACAUAUCUAUGGCUGCAAAAGAAUGGUAG